GACCGCAAGCUCAAAAGCACCAACACAGACGACUGCUGUUGUUGUGGACUAUACGGACAGACUGUCGGCCUCGGGUGCGUACACAGAGGGAAACAUGGCCGAUGUAGCUGCGGGUGUCUUCGACUUCACGGAACUCACAGAAGAAGCUCAGGAAAUCGCUCAGGAGGCCGUCCGCAAGGUGUUGGAGGGGAGGCGAUACUCCCACCGAAACGUGGGAGAUUGGACAGACACCAUCACAGCUCGCUGUAUCACGGGGCUGACAAGGUUAUGUAAAAACUUCAAGUUCGGGGUGAGGGAGCUGCUCUGCGGGACGCGAUAG
This is a messenger RNA of Ectocarpus sp. CCAP 1310/34, 319 nucleotides long. NCBI's taxonomy places the organism in Eukaryota, Phaeophyceae, Ectocarpales, Ectocarpaceae. The record is from the annotation of a GenBank genome assembly.